CAGUCAGACCCCAGCGGACUCGGACAUGCCGCCCCUGCCGCCCGACCCGCCGCCCGCACCGCCGGCGCCGCCCCCCGAGGCCGCCCAGCCGCCCCUGCCGUGCGCGCCGGCGCCGCCCCUGCCGCCCCUGCCGCCCAACGAGCCGCCGCCGCCGCCGCCCCCGCCCGGCGGAGAGAUGGGCGCAGGAAUGCCUGGAGGCUGGCAGCCAGCUGGCACAGGCAAGAAGAACAAGAACAAAAAGAAAAAGAACAAGCAGCAGCAGCAGCAGCAGCAGCAGCAGCAGUGGCAGAUGCAGCAGCAGCAGAUGCAGUGGGCGCAGCAGGAGUCGGACCCCUCCGACCCGUACGAGCAGCUGCAGCAGCAGGCUCAGCAGUACCACCAGCAGCAGCUCCUUCAGCAGCAGCAGUGGCCGCCCCAGCCCGGCUUCCACCCGUUCCGGCCCCAGCAGCGGCCGCCGUUCCACCAGUUCAGGCCGCCGGGGCACAUGAACAUGCACCAGAGGAUGCAGCACCACCAGCAGAUGCAGCAGCAGCAGCAGCAGCAGCAGCAACAACAGCAGGGGGAGGAGUACCAGCAGCAGCAUCAGCAGGACCAGGAGCAGGGUCAGCCGCCGCAGCACCGCGGUCCUCCUCCCCAGCAGCAGAUGGGGUGGUCGCCGCACGCGAACGGCCCCCAGGGACUCCGGCCCGGCUUCAGGUUCCAGCCGAUGCAGCUGUCGCGGCCCCGGUUCCAGGCGGGCGGGCAGCUGGGCAGCUUUAACCAGUCGGUGCGGCCGCCGGGCGGUCAGCCGCCCAGCGCCGCCGCCGCCCCCGCCCCCGCCCCGGGUCCGGACACCUCCCAACCGCCGCCACAGACUCCACCGCCGGAGUCACCCGGUCAGAAGUCUUCGCCUCAGGCGCUGUCCGGUCAGCCCCGCCCACCGAGUGACGCCACGGCCGGGAAGCCAAUGGGCGCUGCGCCGGCCGGCCAGCCGACCAAUCAGGCGGCUGAGAGCGCUGCCAACGCCAGCAGCGACUGGCCCGACAGUCUGAAACGGUACGUGACCCGGGCCUUCGAACGGGCCGUCUCCGACACGGAGAAGAACAGAGUUCAGACGCUACUGAGAGAGAAGAUAACGGCGGCCGCCGCGCGAGGGCCGCUCACAGGAGUCGACUGGGACAAGGAGCCGCUGCCGGGCGCCCAGCUGUCGUUUGUGGAGCGAGCGGCGGCGGCGGCGGCCAACCAAUCACCGGGCAGGGGGCGGGGCCGCGGCCGACUCGGCAACCAAUCAACGGGCAGAUACUUCCGCGGCCGGCUCAGCCGCUCCCGGUCAAGGUCAAGGUCAAGGUCAAGGAGUCGUUCCCGGUCGCCGGACUCCCGGUCGGGGUACGGCAGGUCGAACCGCGGCAGGAGACGGAGGAACAGCAGUAGCGGAAGUUCUCGGGACGAGGACCAUCGCAAUACACCGCGCAAGAAAAACAACAAAAUGGAGAAGAAAAAGGGACGCAAAGACGCCAAGGCGCCGUUCUACUCUCUGGGCGGCCCGGGCGGAGCGACCAUCUCCACCUCUGAACAGCUCCAGAAGAGAGCCAGCAGGUUCGCCGGCCAGCGCGGCGACAACAAACCCAGGCAGAGACUUCAGAUUCAGUCGUUCAUACAGAGCGCCGCCUCCCAGCUGGGUGAGGACGGCGAGGGUAUGGACUGGUCGGCACUGCACAUUGUCGGGACGUGCCAGGACCUGGAGAAACGCUUCCUGCGACUCACUGCGGCUCCGGAGGCGGCGUCCGUCCGUCCGCCGGAGGUCCUCCGUCGCUCGCUGGAGCUGGUCAAGACCAAGUGGAAGGAGCAGCAGGACUACCACAACACCUGUGACCAGCUCAAGAGCAUACGACAGGACCUCACAGUUCAGGGCAUUAGGGACGAGUUUACCGUGCACGUGUACGAGACUCACGGCCGUAUUGCUCUGGAGAAGAAGGACCACACCGAGUUCAACCAGUGUCAGACGCAGCUGAAGGCGCUCUACAGGGAAGUGGGCGGCUCCAACCGGCUCGAGUUUACCGCAUACCGGCUGCUCUACUUCAUAUUCACCCGCGCCAUCAUAGACAUCAACACGACGCUGGCCACGCUGACCGACGAGGACAAGCGGGACCCGUGCGUGGCGCACGCGCUCAAAGUCAAAAACGCCUGGAGCCAGGGCAACUACGUCAGGUUCUUCCGGCUGUACCAGGACGCGCCGAAGAUGUCCGGCUUCCUGAUGGACUGGUUCGCAGAUCGGGAGCGCAAGAGCGCCCUCAAGAAGCUCAUCAAAACAUACCGGCCCGGAGUCGAGGUCGGCUAUGUGUGCCGCAUACUGGCCUGCUCUCGGGAACAGUUUGCCACGCUCACCGAGCCGGCUGCGCUCGUGUAUUCGGACCCAGUGCACAGCCAGCUCGAUUGUAAGGCGAGCAUGGCCUGCCUGGCGGCGCUCUGAGGACGCUCCCAGGCGUGUGUGAGGUGCUAGAGGACCCUCGGCGGCCGCUCGAGUGGCCCGGUGGGUGCGCUGAGGUCGGAGCGCUCGAGUGAGGUUGAAGUGGAGACCCUGAGACGUGGAUGGCGGGCUGGAGGAAGUGCUGUUCUCGAAGAAGGAGGGUGCGGCGAUGGCGGUGGCGGCGGAGGUGGUAGUGGAGGGAGCUGCUCUACGAACCAAGGGAGACAGAAAGAGGAGGGACUUGGCCGGGAGAUACAUGGUGAAGCUCGCUGAGAUGUGAUCAAGGAACGACGAAGAGAAUCUAGGUUGCAGCGAAAUGUUUCCUAGAAAGACGACAGGAUGGUAUUGCAAGCUUGGUGCGUGCUAGAAGCUGACGGAGAUGAUACAGUGUAAUGCUGAAGAGCGCAUUGAUAUACCAUCAAGAUGUUUCUGUGACAAAUCCUGCGGUGUGAAUCAUACGGACAAGGUUCUUUGAGCUGCAGCUGUUCAAUAUCAUGUGUAAAGCUUCAGUUGUUAUACAAAGUUAAAUUGCAAGCCAAAGUACAAUGUUGAUAAAAUCAAGUCACAAGCACGAUCAACAAAAACUAGGAACUUUGAAUGAAGAAUCAUGUUGUACGCACAAUGAAGAGUCUGGGAAGAUGAAAAGCACUACAAGAUAUCACCUCAGCAUCCCGUCCAGAGGCAUCUUCGACAUUACGCAAUGAGUUUUAGGGUCCUGAAGAGCUACAUUAGUCUUGGUUUUUUGUCGUCUGCUAGGUCGUUCGUGGCUAGGAACGCUGCACAUUUCAGAGUGCAUGUUGGUAGGUUUCCUUUUCCUGUCGUCUUCUUUCCUCAUUGCACGUUUAUGACAUGCGUUUUCAUUCACUUCACAUUUUUAUCACCUCGCCACACAUUUUUAUCCAUAUUUCCCACGUGGAGCUGCAUCCUUUUCACCCGCAUCUCAUCGCCAUUUACAUCGAAGUCUCACCACUCAUCAUCAUCAUCAUCACGUCUUUAGUUUUUGCACUUGGUUUCUCAUUUCUCACACAACCUUCCUCUUCCUUCAACGCUGCCACGUUUUGCCUUGCUCUGCUGUUCCGUUCUGCACAGCGCUCCGAAGCCCGCUGUCGCCGGUGCAAAGCUACACGUCGUCGUGGCCCCGCCUGCUGCCCGGAACCCCGAAAGUCUGAAACUACGGCGAUUAAGGGAUCUGGGCGGUGGUGGGGCCGCUUGACCCCAACCGGCGGAUACGCGUGGCACACAGAGAACGCAGAGUCGGGAUAGCGAAACGAUCAGAAGUCAUGCGAAAAUCCUGCCUGCCUAGGUUUGGCUGAUCGUCCAGGGUAACAUCGUUGCGAGAUGUUUCUUCGUGGGAAGCUUCAUCAUUGUUCGUCUUUCGCCGCGAGUUUUUCAGCAAACAUCGCCUACUGCUUACCGCCCAUCGCCCGCUACCCGCCGCCCGCCGCCCGCCGCCCGCCGCCCGCCGCCAGCCUUCCGCAACGCCCAGGUCUUCGUCCCCGCCGCCUUCGCCGCUUGUUCCGUUGCCUGUCGUCGUCUAGGAUCUCGGCCCGCCGCCGGAAGGCGGUCUUCGACGUCUUGGUGGCGACCCCGUGGUCGCCCCUGGGACGGUCUUCCAGUCUAGCCUCCAAGGGACUCCAGGAUGUCUUCGUCAACCAUCGCUGGCAGCCCCGGGGCUCAGGAGAGCUCCGGCAGUUGCCUUCGCCGAAGGGAACCCGAAGGAUCGUCGGCCGUCCUGGAUGGCUGGAUGUUCUGCGGACUGGUGAACUACCCCGGUCGCUGUCUGGUGGACCAUCCCAUCACCCCAGUCGUUCAUGACCUGUACUGUCGUCGGUCUUUUAGGACUGUCUGAGCCGCCCUUUUCCACGCUCUGGAAGUCUGCGCCGUCUUCAGCCUUCCGGAGCUUCCCGCAUCGUCCAGCUCCGUUGACCAUCAUCUUGUGACUGACGCGCUGGACGCUGGUCGAUCUCUGGACAUCCCGUCCGCAGACAUCCCGCUCAAGGGGCCUCAUCGAGUGUGGCCCCUGGAUCACCAACUAGAGUUUGCCUGACGUCGCUACCGCCCGAAGCUGAGGAUCUUCGAGUUCUUCCAAGUUCCAGCGAAGAAGGCUGACCAGAGAGGCGCGGUAGGCCGAUGCGGACCUCCGGUUGAAGGGCUGCAUGAUCUGAGCCCUCAAACUGCAGGUUCAGAGUCUUCAGGUUCAGCAGCUUCGGAGUUGAGGACUUCAAGAGCUCUGCAGGAGGAUCGUCCACUUGUCGACGGAUUGCGGCAACGUGGAGGAUGAAGAGGGGUGCCAGCGUGCCGGACACCCUGAGGACCCGCGGGAGGAGUGGCGGAGGAUCGCCGAGGGAGUCGACUCAGUGCCACCCACACCCUGAUCCUCUCACAGAUACCCUCACAUGUUCUGCGGGGAUCAUCCUCCCUGGGUGCUUUCCUGAAAUCUGAAGCUACCUCUGACUUGUCUGGGGACCUGAUAGGCAAUCCUGUAGACGGUCCUGGUCCCUCUACCUAGACCUUGGUUGGGGGUGACCUUUUUGAACGUGAGCCGUGGGAAUGCAAAAACGCCUUCCCACAGACGGCGUCUUCCGCUGGCUUUUGCCGAUCACGUGACCGGUAUCUACAUGCACGGUGUCAACCGUGUGUGACAUCACGUGACUUUGUUAGUGUUGGGUCCCCACUACAGGUGACCAAUGUAAGACAGCGUACGUUGAAUGAAGAAUGUUUGUAUGUAUUUGUAUAAAGAGAAUGUCAGUCUCAUCUUGUACAUUCGCCAUGGUGUGAGACACCUGUAAAUACAUACGCUGAAAAUUGAA
Amphibalanus amphitrite is the source of this 5256-nucleotide messenger RNA. RefSeq names its product leukocyte receptor cluster member 8-like. The transcript is spliced from 15 exons. Gene Ontology annotation, cellular component: nucleus. The record is from RefSeq and is a predicted model, not a curated record. Lineage: Eukaryota; Metazoa; Arthropoda; Thecostraca; Balanomorpha; Balanidae. The coding region runs from base 26 to 2449 and encodes 807 amino acids.